CACAGAAGGAUCUGGGAGCUGCUACUGGUUCAGCAGGGCUGGGAGCAGCAGAGAACAGCAGUGCUGAGGGGUGAGCAUUGGCAGAACCACAGCACUAAGGAGAUGGGAAUGACAAAAUUACAUGGCCUGGCCAUUCUAGUGACAGCAGGGAUCACUGGUGCAAUCUGGUACCACUACCCUUUCUCCUCAGCCAGAGCCCAGGAGCACAAAGCCUCCCCUGGAGAGCAUUCAGCCCUAAAAAUAGACUUAGAUGAACCAUCUCUGAUGCUUCCAUGGAGAAGGGACGUGCUGGUGCUGACACCAUGGCUGGCUCCAAUUGUCUGGGAAGGCACGUUCAGCAGGGACAUCCUGGAUGCUCAGUAUCUGCAGAAGAACCUGCUCACUGGAGUGGUCACUUUCGCUCUUGAAAACUAUGUCCAGUUCAUAGAAGGGUUCAUGAGCUCUGCCAACAAAUACUUCCUUGCUGGGCACCCCGUGAACUUCUACCUGUUCACAGACAGUCCCGAGAAGAUCCCCCACCUUCAGAUGGCCCCUGAGAACCACCUGUUUGUCAUCCCUGUCCAGGAUGACCCCAGGUGGCAGGGCAUCUCCAGGAGCCACAUGGACAUCCUCAGCUCCUACAUCCAGAGGCAGUUCCAGCACGAGGUGGACUAUCUGUACUGCGUGGACAUCAAUGUCCAGCUCCUGGCACACGUCGGCGUGGAGAUCAUCGAUGCCCUGGUGGCCACCAUCAGCUCCUGGCAGGUCACCCCACAGCAGGACAAAGCCUCUGAGACACACCCCGAGUCACAGUCUGCCAUCCCUGAGGGACAAGGGGACUUCUACUACACAGCCAGCUUCUAUGGGGGCAGCGUGGCUGAGAUGUACAAGCUGAGCAGAGCCUGCUCUGCAGGGCUGGGGGAGGACAGAGAAAAUGGCAUUGAGGGACCCUGGCACCACGAGAGCCACCUCAACAGGUACCUCCUGCAGCACAGGCCCACUCGCCUGCUGUCCCCAGAGUACUACUGGGACACAGAGCUGAGCUCCAGCAGCAUCAAGGUGAAGAGGAUGUGCCCUGUGCCCCAGCACAGCCAGAGGCAAGCUCCUCCAACAAAGAGUGAGAGGCCUCUCUUCUUCACAGUGUGAGUCUCUGAAGUUUCCCUCAUCUGACUCUCGAUCAUCAUGAAAGGGACAGAGCUUGGGGACACUGAAGAAAAAGGACCCUUGUGUGACAUUCUGGCCCUGUUGGAGAAAGGUGGCUGCCAAGGACCCUGAGGCAUGAGCACAGUGCUAGGCUGCUGUUCACAGCUGUGUUUGCUGGAUGCUGCACUGGUGGAAGGAGGAAAGGGGCACUUGGUCCUUUUGCAAUGACAGCCCUGGAAUUUCCCCACCUCUCAGCUUGCCUGGACUUCUCCUGAGUUCUGGGUGGUCCUCACAGAAGACCCCUCACCUGUUUUACAACCACUGUGACAGACAGACUGAGAUGGGAGAAGCCUCUCCCUCAAGGACUGAGACAUGAAACCCCUCUGUGAAAGGCCCCCCCCCCCCCUCUUUCCAAGGACUGGGACUGAAACCCCCAACCUGGGAGGUGUGGGGGAGGCAAGCUGGCCAGAGCAAGAUGGAUGUUUUGGGUGUGACAAGAGGACAAUGGCUCUCACCCACUGCUGAGAACACGGACUGUGUGCACCCUUCUCCAAAUACCAUUUUUCUCCAGAAAAUACAAUAGACUGCCUUUGAUUCAAUUUCAAGAUCCAGCCCCUUCCCCCACUAAAAAAGAGUAUAAUAAGAGUUUGGAUGAACUGCAGCCUCUGAGCUCUCCCCUGAUGUGACCUGCUGAACUCCAUCAGCUGCACAUGGAAGGACUUUGUCUCUCUAAACCUUCCUUUCCCUUCCUCCCUCUUUUUCCUUAUUCUUCCCUUUCUCCCCACUUCCUCCCCAAUGCAUUUGCUGUGGUCCUUCAAUAAAGGUGCAUUUGUUGUUGAUUAAUACUGCAA
Serinus canaria (Common canary) is the source of this 1973-nucleotide messenger RNA. RefSeq names its product histo-blood group ABO system transferase 1-like. Gene Ontology annotation, molecular function: hexosyltransferase activity. NCBI's taxonomy places the organism in Eukaryota, Metazoa, Chordata, Aves, Passeriformes, Fringillidae. The transcript is spliced from 6 exons. Gene Ontology annotation, cellular component: membrane; vesicle; Golgi apparatus. The coding region runs from base 103 to 1125 and encodes 340 amino acids. The record is from RefSeq and is a predicted model, not a curated record. Gene Ontology annotation, biological process: carbohydrate metabolic process.